UUCCCCCUUUAUAUACCCCCCAAAUCCUGCCCAUUUCUCAAUCAAAACUUCCUCUUUAAGUUCUUUCUACUUUCUUGCUAGCUGUACAGUUUUGACCGUAAUCAAGUUAUCCUACCGAUGGCUCGUACCAAGCAAACAGCUAGGAAAUCAACCGGUGGCAAAGCUCCACGUAAGCAGCUAGCUACAAAGGCUGCUCGCAAAUCAGCUCCGGCAACCGGAGGAGUGAAGAAGCCUCACCGUUUCAGGCCAGGAACUGUUGCGCUGAGAGAAAUCAGGAAGUACCAGAAGAGCACUGAACUUUUGAUCAGGAAGCUUCCGUUCCAGAGGCUGGUGAGAGAAAUCGCUCAGGAUUUCAAGACUGACUUGAGGUUCCAAAGCAGCGCUGUCGCCGCUCUUCAAGAAGCUGCUGAGGCUUAUCUCGUCGGUCUGUUUGAGGAUACUAAUCUCUGUGCCAUUCAUGCUAAGAGGGUUACCAUCAUGCCUAAGGAUAUUCAGCUUGCUAGGAGGAUCAGAGGAGAGAGAGCUUAGAUUGUUUGUUUUUAGUUGAUUAAUGUCUAAAAUUAGUGGAAAUCUGAGGUUUUGGUAUCAUUUGUGGAAUUUGCUUUCUGAGCAAAUGUUGAUGUAAAUCGGUGGAAUUUUAAUGGAUGCUUUAUAUUUUCGUUGAUUAAAAAUUGGCCUUUGCUUUGCUUUGAUUACUCUGUUAUUUGUUCGGAUAUAUGUUUUUUUAAACUGAUUCAUCCAUUUAAAUUUGGAUGCCUAAAGGAAAGCGAAUCUUUGGAUAAAAACUCCAAAAUUGUUGAUUUACAUGUUUUUUGGCUGCUUUUAAGAGAUCAGAUCUGGUUGGGGUUCUCAGAUCAGUUCUUUUGAUUGGUUAUAGGCCAAUUCCAGUCCAGUCUUUGAAUACUGCCCGUCAAACAUCUCUUUCUCAAAUUAGGGAUAAGAAUUUACAACAUGAAGUCGGGAAGUAACAAAG
Molecule: messenger RNA, 973 nt
Organism: Durio zibethinus
Lineage: Eukaryota; Viridiplantae; Streptophyta; Magnoliopsida; Malvales; Malvaceae
Product: histone H3.2
Cellular component (GO): nucleosome
Molecular function (GO): DNA binding; structural constituent of chromatin; protein heterodimerization activity
Source: RefSeq, a predicted model, not a curated record